AUGGCUCGCGCUUGUGAACUCUGUGGCAAAGGCCCGCAGAUCGGCAACCAGGUCACCAUCCGCGGUAAGAAGAAGUACCUCGGCGGCGUCGGCACCAAGGUCACUGGCAUCACCAAGCGGCAGUUCAAGCCGAACUUGCAGCGCGUCAAGGUCGCGGGCGAGGGUGGCAACGCCGCUCACUUGCGCGUCUGCGUGCAGUGCAUCCGCUCGGGCGCGGUCGUGAAGAAGGUCCGCACGGCGCCGUUCCAGUUGCCCGUGAAGGCCGCUAAGCCGCAAGCGGCUGGGGCCAUGGCGAUCUCUCGGAGCGAUGUCGAGCGCGUCGCCCACCUGGCGCGGCUCGACUUGGACGACGCCCAGCUCGAAGCGCUGACGCCGCAGAUCGCCGGCAUCGUGGCGUACGUCGAUUCGCUGGCGGCGGUCGAUACGGCGGGCGUUGAACCAAUGGCCCACGCCGUCGAGCUCUACAACGUCUUGCGGGCCGACGAGGUGCGCGCGGGCCUGUCGCACGAGGCGGCCCUAGCGAGCGCCCCGCGGAAGGAUGCGGUCGGUUUCAAAGUGCCGGCUGUUCUCGAAGGUUGA
Messenger RNA from Symbiodinium sp. CCMP2456, 579 nucleotides. Lineage: Eukaryota; Dinophyceae; Suessiales; Symbiodiniaceae. The record is from the annotation of a GenBank genome assembly.